This is a messenger RNA of Sinocyclocheilus grahami, 5944 nucleotides long. RefSeq names its product rho-associated protein kinase 2-like. The record is from RefSeq and is a predicted model, not a curated record. The transcript is spliced from 34 exons. Gene Ontology annotation, molecular function: Rho-dependent protein serine/threonine kinase activity; small GTPase binding; ATP binding. Lineage: Eukaryota; Metazoa; Chordata; Actinopteri; Cypriniformes; Cyprinidae. Gene Ontology annotation, biological process: regulation of cell junction assembly; Rho protein signal transduction; peptidyl-threonine phosphorylation. Gene Ontology annotation, cellular component: cytoplasm; centrosome; cytoskeleton. Bases 480 to 4973 code for a protein of 1497 amino acids.
GGGGAGGGACACACUGCAACAAAGAAACACUGCGUUCACAUUCACAUACAUGUACUCAUACUCAUAAUCUGCUUCGUGUACCCAAAAAUAACAGUGAGGAAGAACGAGAGUGUGUUUUUCAACAUAGAUCGUACACGGAAGGGUUUUCCCGUAAUUUUUGUUGAACCGGAGCGGGAGAGACACUCGGCUUCCUGAACGCGUGGGUCUAACCUUUGAUUUUAUGCUGCUGGCACAAGCGCGCUGAACGCCGCUGUCAUUUACACAGGAGGACAAGACACAAAACUACUGUAUUCCGUUCAUUUAUGCCGUGUAUAAAGUCUUUGGCUAAAGAAUUAAUUCAUCCAGAACCGGUGAGCUUCAAGAGGCGUCGCGUUGAGUUACGACAGGUAGUGACAAGUUUGAUUCAGACGUUUGAAGUCUCACAAUCGCGGCUCUCAAUCUGAUGUCUACCGGGAUCUUCACAAUACCGAGCUGCCGCAAUGUCGACCGGAGCAGGAAAGAGACUAGAAAAGCGGGUGGGAAUACUGGAGUCACUCAUCAAGGACCAACGAUCACUGCUGAAUUUGGAGAGUUUGCUGGAUUCAGUAACUGCUCUGGCCCUUGAUCUGAAUCAUCCCGCACUGAGAAAGAACAAAAAUAUAGAUUCCUUCUUAAACAGAUAUGAAAAGGCCGUGAGUCGCCUCAGGGAACUACAGGUGAAGCUGGAUGAUUUUGACAGAGUCAAGCUGAUUGGUCGUGGAGCGUUUGGCGCAGUGCAGCUGGUACGACACAAAGCAUCCCAACAAGUGUAUGCCAUGAAGCAGCUCAGCAAGUUUGAGAUGGUCAAGCGCUCUGACUCCGCCUUCUUCUGGGAGGAGCGUGACAUCAUGGCAUUCUCCAAGAGUCCUUGGAUAGUUCAGCUGUGCUGUGCGUUCCAAGAUGAGAAGUACCUUUAUUUGGUGAUGGAGUUCAUGCCCGGGGGAGACCUGGUGACUCUGACCAGCAACUAUGACAUCCCAGAAGAGUGGGCUCGAUUCUACACGGCAGAAGUGGUGCUGGCACUGGACGCCAUCCAUUCUCUGGGCUUCAUUCACAGAGACAUCAAACCAGACAACAUGCUGCUCGACCACAACGGACACCUGAAACUCGCUGACUUUGGAACAUGCAUGAAGAUGGACUCGUCCGGUAUGGUCCGCUGUGACACUGCUGUCGGGACUCCUGAUUACAUUUCUCCAGAGGUUUUGAUGUCUCAAGGAGGAACGGGUUACUAUGGCCGGGAGUGUGACUGGUGGUCUGUUGGAGUUUUCAUUUAUGAGCUGCUAGUGGGUGACACACCGUUUUAUGCAGAGUCCCUGGUGGGCACCUACGGAAAGAUCAUGGAUCAUAAAAACAGCUUAACUUUCCCAGAUGAUAUCGAAAUGUCAAAGGAGGCCAAAGACCUCAUCUGUGCCUUUCUGUCUGACAGGGAGGUGAGGCUUGGCCGGACAAGAGUGGAUGAAAUAAAAUGUCACCCCUUCUUCAAGAACGAUCAGUGGACCUUCGACACCAUACGAGACACCAUGGCUCCAGUGGUGCCGAAGCUGAGUAGUGAUAUUGACACCAGUAACUUUGAUGAUGAUAUAAAGGAUGAUCCGUUAGGAACCGAGACCUUUGCCCCUCCCCGUGCCUUCACAGGAAAUCAGCUACCAUUUGUGGGCUUCACGUAUUUCAGGGAGGACCAACUGUUAAACCAAAACCAUAAGUGUUCAGAAGAGGACUCUAAUGCUGAUAGUGUCAAUGAGGAUCAUAUUUUAAACCAGGCAGAGUCCAGUGACCUGCAAAAGAGGCUGAAAAAGUUGGAAGAAAAAGUCAAACAUGAGAUGCUAGCAAAGGAGGAACUGGAAAAUAAAUGCAGAACAGCAAAUCAGCGGCUAGAGAAGUUGUCCAAAGAGCUUGAAGAAGAAGUGAAUGCGAGACAGGCGGUGGAAGACUCUCUGAGGGAACUGGAGAAAGAGAAAGCUUUACUGACGCACCAGCGUUCUGCGAGCAUACGAAAGGCUGGCCUAGAAACAGACAGAAAGCGUCUGCUUGAGAAUGAGGUGAGCAGCCUGAAAGAGCAGCUAGCCGAACUGAAGAAGAAGACCCAGAACUCUCAUAUCUCCGCAGAGAAGAAUAUUCACCUGGAAAGACAGUUGGAGGAGCUGAAUGCUAAGCACCAGGCUGAGGUGGAGGAGUCCGAGCGGCUGAAGAAAGCCCAGGGCGAGGCAUUGAGACAGUCCCAGCAGCUGGAAGUCUCUCUCAGGGAGCUUCAGGAGCGUCUGGCCCAGCUGGAGAGCAGCCGGCUGGGUCUGGAACAGGAGAGACUGAGCCUGCAAACCUCACUGGAGGUGGAGAAGCGAGAGAGAAGCCUCGGCUCAGAGACUGUCAAUGACCUACAAGGCCGUGUCUCUGGACUGGAAGACGAGUUAAAGCACGUAAAGAGUUCUCUAUCAAAGGCUGAAGCAGAGAAAAGACAGUUACAGGAGGAUCUUACUGCCCUGGAAAAGGAGAAGAGCAAGCAGGAGAUUGAUCUUUCUUUUAAACUCAAAGCCAUUCAGCAGAGUCUAGAGCAGGAGGAGGCAGAGCAUAAAGCCACUAAAGCCAGAUUGGCUGACAACAACAAAAUCAACCAAUCCAUUGAGGAGGCCAAGUCUGAGGCCCUGAAAGAUAUGGAACAUAAGCUGCUGGAAGAACGAUCUGCGAAGCAACAGUUGGAAAACAGACUGAUGCAGCUGGAGAAGGAAAACUCAGUAUUAGACUGUGACUACAAGCAAGCCAAACACGAGCUUCAGGAGCUCCGCUCGCUCAAAGAAAAACUCACUGAGGAGGUGGAGGUGCUGAGUGUGCGUGUGCAGCAGGAGACUCAGAAGAAGACUCUGUUUCAGGCAGAUCUCAAUGUACAGAGGCAGGAGGUCAGCUCUCUGCGCUCCUCGGAGAAACAGCUCAAACAAGAACUCAACCAUCUGCUGGAGCUCAAACUCAGCCUGGAAAAACAAAAUCAGGAACUACGCAGGGAGAGAGAAGAAGCUGACAAACAGCUGAAAGAGCUGAAGGACCAGUUGGAGUCAGAGCAGUACUUCACAAAAUUGUAUAAGACUCAGAUUCGAGAGCUGAAGGAGGACAGUGAUGAAACGGCUAAACUCUACAAAGAUGCUCAGCAGAGAAUAGAGGACCUGCAGGAAGAGAGGGACUCAUUAGCAACACAGCUAGAGGCAAGCCUGACAAAAGCAGAUGCUGAAGAGUUGGCACGCACCAUCGCUGAGGAGCAAUACUCAGACCUGGAGAAAGAAAAGAUCAUGAAGGAGCUGAAGAUCAAAGACGUGAUCGCCAGACACCGGCAGGAACUCAGCGAAAAGGACAAUACCAUCAGCUCGCUGGAGGAAUCGAACCGCACACUGACUUUGGAUGUUGGCAACCUGGCUAAUGAGAAAGAAGAGCUCAACAAUCAGCUCAAACACCUACAGCAUAAGCUGGAGAAGACCAGAGAAGAAGAAAAACAGACGAAAUCUUUGAUCCUAUCCUUCGAGAAGCAAAUACAGUCUGAGCGAACCCUCAAGAUUCAGGCUGUAAACAAGCUGGCUGAAGUUAUGAAGAAGAAUGAUGUCAGAACACCGCAAGGCAACAACGCUGAUGUCCGCAGAAAGGAGAAGGUGAAUAGACAGCUCCAGUUGCAGCUCCGCACUGAGAAAGAUAAACUCGACCACACCAUCAUCAAAUACCAGAAAGAAAUCAAUGAAAUGCAGGCUACGUUAGCAGAGGAGUCUCAGGUGCGACUGGAGAUGCAGAUGUCCCUGGACAGUAAAGACAGUGAUAUUGAGCGUCUGCGCUGUCAGAUCACUUCUCUGAGCAUCCAUUCUCUGGACACCAGCAGCAUCAGCAGCACCGGCAACGACCUGGAGGGUGAUGACGCUUAUCCAGUGCGCAUCAAACACUCACACACCUCGGAGUCUAUGUCCUUCACAUACCAACGAAGCUCCAAGUCAGUGUGUAUUGAUACCCGGCCAUGCCGGAUCGUUCCUCGGUUCCCCUCCGACUCAGAGGAAGAGGAGGAUGAGGAAGUCGAGUGGGGGCAAAGGCCCACCCUCACAUAUGAGAAGCCUACUGACCAAGAGUGUGCAGAUUCUAGUCUUGAAGGAUGGCUCUCAAUGCCUACCAAAAAUACCAAACGGUUUGGAUGGGAAAAGAAGUAUGUGGUGGUAAGCAGCAAGAAGAUCCUGUUUUAUGACUCUGAGCAAGACAGAGAGCAAUCCAGUCCCUUCAUGAUUCUGGACAUAGACAAACUCUUCCAUGUGAGACCUGUCACUCAGACAGACGUGUACCGCGCAGAUCCAAGAGAAAUCCCACGCAUCUUCCAGAUAUUAUAUGCUAAUGAGGGAGAGAGCAAGAAAGAGGAGCUUGCUGUGGAAGCCUUAUCAGCAGCUGAAAGGUCGUCGUUUAUCCCACACAAAGGUCACGAGUUCGUACUCACGCUUUACCACUUCCCCUCUAGCUGUGAAGCAUGUCCAAGGCCUCUGUGGCACGUCUUCAAGCCCCCACCAGCCUUGGAGUGCAGACGCUGCCGAAUCAAAUGCCAUAAAGACCACAUAGAUCGCAAAGAGGAGGUCCUAGCUCCUUGCAGAGUGAACUAUGACAUGUCCACGGCGAAAGAGCUACUGCUGCUGGCCAACUCCACAGAAGAGCAGCAGAAAUGGGUCAGACGCUUACUCAAGAGGGUCCCACGUAAAACUAUAGCCCAUUCCUCAAGCAUAGCUAUAGCUUCUCCUCCAUCCGAGGCAUCACCAACUGGCCUGUCCCCUCAGCCCUCUCCUCACCUGUCAGCCCGUUCAUCUCCCAGACUUUCACACAGAGGAGCCGUCAAGGUGCAUUCCACCCGACAGCAGCCCUCACCCAAGACCAGAUUGCUUGAGUUGGGCCUGAAGGACUGGGGUUGGUCUCUUGAUGUUGAAAUGGAUGAUGACGAUGUAUUAGACUUCUGAGGACUAACUUUGGUGAAGGUUGGAUAGGUGAUAAUCCAUCUGGGAACUAUGAAAGCGGAGCAAAUGGCAGGACUUCCAAGUGCCAAACUCCACAAGUAUAAAUGGCUGGGGAAGGGGCGGUCUAAUAUUUAAAACAGAACAAGCCAUAAAUCCCCAAAAGGGUGCAGUUUCAAUUUUAAGCCAUUAUAAGAGUGUUUUAUGUCUUUGUAGACUAUACAAUUCUUUAAAAAAAAUGCUGUUUAAAGAAUUUUUAACUUUUUGGUCUCCUUGCAAGGUUGUCAAUAAGUGUGACUGUUUGCCUGAGUGUGAGUUUGAAACAGAAUAUAUAGGCCUACUUUGACUCUGCAAUUACAUGAUCAUCUGAAUUUAUAUACUCAAAUAUUAUAUCUAUUUUUUGUUAGGAAAAACAGAUAAAUAUUUAGUGACAGAUUAUAUUUUUAUCAUGCAUUAUAUGAAAGAACACUUUUUGAAAACUGCUUUUCAAAGAGCAUUACUUAGUUGUUUGCCAGAACUAUCUGCUCAAAAUAUAUGCAUUAUUAAAGACUGGUAUUACAUUAUGCAAUGAUGCAAUCCGUAGGACAUUUUAACAUUUGUAUUAAUUGCUGUGACAAAAAUUAGACACAAUCUGAAUGCAUAGUGGAACAUGAAGACCUCCGGUCCAAGCAUUUUCUGUGUUUUAUCAUUUUGCCAUGUUACCACUGACAAACCAUUGAAACAUUGUGAAAUUGUUAAUAAAAAAGCUUUAUUUGAUGAACUUCUUAUGUGUGAUGAUCCAAAACUUAUCUGGGGCGUUUAUACAGGAAACAAAAUAAUUUUGUCUUGGAGAAAGGUCGCAUUAAUGUAUUCAGUUAGUAUAAUCAUUAUUACUUGUUUAUAAGAAGAUAAAGCCUUUAAAGAGGUGGGUAACUUAAAUGUUGAAAUAUUACAUGAUAUACAUUGAUAUACAUGUAAAAAUUAACAUGGGGAGAAAA